Juglans regia (Persian walnut) is the source of this 3512-nucleotide messenger RNA. Its product is annotated as putative disease resistance protein RGA1. Gene Ontology annotation, molecular function: ADP binding. Lineage: Eukaryota; Viridiplantae; Streptophyta; Magnoliopsida; Fagales; Juglandaceae. Bases 1 to 3477 code for a protein of 1158 amino acids. The transcript has 2 exons. Gene Ontology annotation, biological process: defense response to other organism. The record is from RefSeq and is a predicted model, not a curated record.
AUGGCAGAAGUUUUUCCCUCCAUUAUUGUUUCUGGAAUCAUUGAGCAUUUGGACUCGCAGACGGUGAAAAAGUUCGGAUUAUUAUCGCCCUGUGUCAAAGAUUUUGAAAAGCUGAAGCAUAUUGUUUUAGAAUUACAACCUGUGCUUCUGGAUGCCGAGGAGCAACAAGCCAAGAACCAUGGAGUCAAAGACUGGCUCGAGAAGCUAACAGAUAUCUUAUAUAAAGUGGAGGAGUUGCUGGAUGAUUUAUCCACCGAAGCUCUUCGGAUGACCCGAAAUAAGAAGGCAAAACAGGUGUGCAUCUUCUUUUCCAAAUCGAAUCAACUUGCAUUUAACCGUAGAUUGGGUCCUAAGAUUAAGACUAUUCUAAACAAUUUAGAUCACAUUGCAAACGACAUGAGGAAGUUUCAUUUUGAGGAAUGCCAUGGAAAGAUACCAGUAGAAGAUAAUAGGGAGAGGGAUCAUAAUGCUUUUUGUCCCGAUGAAGUACUUAUUGGUAGAGAUGACCAUAAAAAGGCAGUUGUUGACUUUUUAAUGGACUCCAAUGUUGAGGAGAACGUUUCAAUACUUCCGAUUGUCGGAACCGGAGGUAUGGGAAAGACAACACUAGCUCAGUUCGCAUUCAAUCACGAGAGAAUCCAAGAAUAUUUUCAGCUAAAAAUGUGGGUGAAUGUCAUGUCAUGUGUCUCUCGUGAUGACGUUGGUAUGGAAAAAACAAUCAUUAGAAAAAUCCUAGAAUCUGCCAGAAAUGAGAAAGUAACGUUAAAUCCUUUCAUGAAUCCUUUUAUGAUUUUUGAAAAAGAAAUUUAUGGUAAGAAGUACCUACUUGUCUUGGAUAAUGUGCGCAUCAAUGAUCGUGAAAAAUGGUUACGCUUGAAACGAGGUCUAAUAGAGCAAUAUGGUGCAAGAGGCAGCAAAAUUUUAGUAACUACACGUAGUGAAGAGGUUGCCGAUACUAUGUGCACAGUUCAACCAUAUUACUUGAGAGGUUUAGAUGAAGAUGACUCAUGGUAUUUAUUUAAACGGGUGGCGUUUAAAAAUGGCCGAGAGCCAGACGAUGAGGACGGAAUUGUGAAUAUGGGAAAGGAGAUUGUGAGAAAAUGUGAAGGUGUCCCUCUCAUCAUAAAAACAAUUGGAAGGUUAUUGUAUUUCAAAAAUUCAGAAACAGAGUGGUUGUCUUUUAUGAAUAAAGAACUUUCAAGAAUACGUCUAAAUGAAGAAGAAGACAUCUUAGCAACUCUUAAGUUGAUGAGAUACGAUCAACUUCCGCAGCAUUUGAAACAAUGUUUUGCUUAUAGUUGUUUAUUUCCAAAGAAUUACGAGAUUGAUAAAUCAACAUUGAUUAAUCUUUGGAUAGCACAAGGAUUUAUAAAGUCGUCAAAUGAAGAAGAUGAAUGCCUUGAAGAUGCUGGUCAUGAAUACUUUAUGGAUUUAAUUUCGAAAUUUUUCUUUGAAAAAGUCACAACAGAUUGGUCGGGUGAAGUCAGUAGCUGCAAAAUCAAUGACCUCAUGCAUGAUCUUGCUAUGUCGAUUGCUGGACCGUCAGUAACCACAUUAAACUCUUUUACACAUGAAGAGGACGUUAACAAGAGCACUCGUCAUCUAUGGGUUGGUUACGAUAUAGAAUAUUACUUAUAUCUCGCACGUUUAAUUUCUAAAGCAAAAUGUAGACUGCGAACAUUUCUUUCACCAAGUGACAGUGAGCCUAAGGGCAUGACAGAAUGUGAUGCAAUUUUUUCAAGCUUCAAAACGUUGCGCGCAUUGAAAUUGGGUAGUAGAAACCUAGAUGGUUUACCGUCAAACUCGAUUUGUAAGUUGAAUAGUUUAAGAUAUCUUGAUCUUUCUGGAAUGUACAUGAUGAAGAAGUUACCAGAUUCUAUAACCAGCUUGCAGAAUUUGCAGACGUUAAAACUGUGCAAUUGUAGUUGGUUUGAAGAAUGGCCAAGAGACUUUUCAAGAUUAGUCAACCUCAGGCAUCUUGACAUCAAUGGAUGUUGGAAACUGACUUAUAUGCCACGUGGAUUAGGGCAAUUGACUAAACUUCGGUCAUUAUCAGACUUCCUGGUAUCCCCCCAACUAGAUUCUCUCAACAUGCUGCAUAGUGGUGGACUAAAUGAAUUAAAUCGACUAAAUUACCUAAGAGGUGAUUUACAGAUUAGAAUUUUGGGAUGUGGGAAAGAUGAUGUUAAAGAUUACAGGGCUGCAAAUCUGAAUGCGAAAAAAAGGAUUCGUUCUCUAAAAUUAUAUUGGGACGAUUCAUUUGGGUUGAGAGAUGAUACCCUCGCUGGAAAAAAAUUGAAAGCCUUAGAACCUCACCGCAAUCUUAAAAGGCUUGAAUUAAGCGGUUACAAAGGUGCGGAGUUUCCGAGUUGGCUUUCGUCACUCACAAAUCUUGUUGAAUUUCAAUUAUCUAAGUGUGAAAACCUGAAAUGUUUGCCACCAUUGAGUGAACUGCCCUCUCUUAAGCGUCUGUUUCUUAAAUACUUGGAGGGUAUUGAGUACAUGUCAGAUAGUGAUGAUGAGUAUACUGGGACAUUCUUCCCAUCCUUAGUGGAACUUCAACUCUAUUAUUGCCCUAAUCUCAAGGGGUGGUGGAGGGAAGAGCCUCGUUUACUCCCUUCAUUUCCUUGUCUUUCAGAACUAUCCAUCUCGGGUUGCACCGAGCUGGAUUCGAUGUCGACGUUUCCAUGUCUUGAAGAAGAGUUGGUCCUGUCAAAUGUCAGAUGGAAGCCAAUGCAAAUGACAAUGAUGAUGAAUAUGGGUGCACCGAUUUGCUCAACGUUACCAGCAGUAGGCUCCUCUACAUCUGCCUUUUCUUCAUUUGCGCCUCUCUCAAAAUUGAAGCGUCUACGACUACAUAGGAUAGAAGAUCUACAUAUUCUCCCAGAGAAGGGACUGCAAAACCUGAAUUCUCUCAAGUCUUUGCAUAUAGUCAACUGCCAUAGAUUAAAGUCUUUGUCUCAAGGUAUUCAAUAUCUCACUGCACUUCAAGAACUGAGGCUUAAGCAUUGUCAUAAUCUCUGUAUAGGUGGCAAUGAUGAGGUUGAGAUGCGAUGGAAAGGCCUUGAGAGCCUCCAAUCUCUGGAUUUCAUUGGACUUCCCAAAUUGGAAUCUCUGCCAUCAGGUCUUGAACAUGUUUCCACUCUGAAAAUGUUACAGAUUUCGGGCUGUUCCUUGUUGACGGCCAUACCAGAAUGGAUCUGCAACUGGACAUCACUUCAAGAAUUUGAAAUUUCGAAUUGCCCUAAUUUAACUUCGCUUCCCGAGGGAAUGCGUCUGUUGAAGACUUUGAAAAUGUUGGCAAUUAGACAGCACUGUCCCUUAUUGUUGCCAAGAUGCGAGGCACACACAGGAGAGGAUUGGCCAAAGAUUGCUCACAUUCCUGAAUUGUACUUGGAUCGGUCCUCCAUGCCCAAGGAGGAAGUGAUGGAGAACGUUGGAAAAAAGUUCAAUGUUUAUUAUAAUUAUAUGUCUUAGCUGUUUUAAUUUGAGAGAAGUCAACAAUUUAGCGG